This is a messenger RNA of Pyrus x bretschneideri (Chinese white pear), 978 nucleotides long. RefSeq names its product carbamoyl-phosphate synthetase 2, aspartate transcarbamylase, and dihydroorotase (gene CAD). Lineage: Eukaryota; Viridiplantae; Streptophyta; Magnoliopsida; Rosales; Rosaceae. Gene Ontology annotation, molecular function: oxidoreductase activity, acting on the CH-OH group of donors, NAD or NADP as acceptor. The record is from RefSeq and is marked provisional.
AUGAGCAGCGGAGCAGGGAAGGUCGUGUGCGUCACCGGUGCGUCCGGAUACAUUGCUUCAUGGCUCGUUAAGCUUCUUCUCCAGCGCGGCUACACCGUCAAGGCCUCUAUUCGCGACCCAAAUGAUCCAACUAAGACAGAGCACCUGCAUGCGCUUGAUGGAGCUCAAGACAGACUUCAACUUUUCAAAGCAAAUCUGUUGGAAGAAGGUUCUUUUGACUCUGCUGUUGCGGGUUGUGAAGGCGUAUUCCAUACUGCAUCUCCCUUUUAUAAUGAUGUCACAGACCCAAAGGCAGAACUACUUGAACCUGCAGUAAAGGGGACCCUUAAUGUUCUUAAUUCGUGUGUGAAAUCACCAUCAAUCAAACGGGUGGUUUUGACAUCUUCUAUGGCUGCUGUAGCAUAUAAUGGAAAGCCUCGAACUCCUGAUGUCGUAGUUGAUGAGACUUGGUUUACAGAUCCCGAUGUUUGUAAGGAAUCAAAGCUUUGGUACGUGCUUUCAAAGACUUUGGCUGAAGAUGCUGCAUGGAAAUUUGUAAAGGAGAAGGGUAUUGACUUGGUUACAAUUAACCCCGCAAUGGUGAUAGGUCCUCUGUUACAGCCAACUCUUAAUACAAGUGCUGCAGCAAUUUUAAAUGUUAUUAAGGGAGCUCGAACAUUUCCAAAUGCAAGUUUUGGAUGGAUUAAUGUUAAAGAUGUUGCCAAUGCACAUAUUCAAGCAUUUGAGAGGCCUACCGCUAGUGGCAGAUAUUGUUUGGUUGAGAGAGUUGCCCACUUCUCAGAAGUUGUGAGAGUUUUACGUGAGCUGUACCCUACUUUGCAACUUCCAGAGAAGUGUGCAGACGACAAGCCUUUUGUGCCAACAUAUCAGGUGUCCAAGGACAAGGCGAAGAGCUUGGGUAUCGAAUUUAUUCCACUAGAUGUCAGCCUCAAGGAAACAGUUGAAAGUCUGAAGGAAAAGGGUUUUGUCAAUUUCUGA